Molecule: messenger RNA, 2202 nt
Organism: Cylicostephanus goldi
Lineage: Eukaryota; Metazoa; Nematoda; Chromadorea; Rhabditida; Strongylidae
Source: the annotation of a GenBank genome assembly
AUGCGAUUGGAUUCGGCUGGUCGUGAAAUGAUGGGUUGCGAUAUAGUGGGAAGCCUUCUAGCGGUAGCUACAGAGCUAUCACCUACCCUUGGCAAAGCUCAUCGUCGUCUGGGUGAUUGGGCCUUUUAUUCUGCGGAGUCAACUGCAAAUGAGAAGGACAAGCCAUUGUUUGACAAAAAUUACCGAAUGCUUCUUGGCGAUAACGUUCCACAAUCGACCCUUGAUGGCCUUUGGGAUGCAAUAAAUUCUGCUAACUCAGUAGCACAACUUCGAGAGAAUGUAAUAGCUGCUUUACCAAACGAUACACUCACUGCUGAGAGUUUGCUGAUGAGUGACAGUCACUUUUCAAACCUCUGGGCCCAAAUUCGGCAGCGACGCUCGCUCUUCUACAACUUAUCAGUGUCUUCUUAUUUCGCUUACAUCUCUCAACUUGGUGGAAAGACAAGUAGUGGCCACAAGGGUACAAUUGGAAGUGUAUCGGCCACUCUCAGAAUACUUGGUUUAUUGGCAAAACAUGCUGAUUUCCUCCAUGAAGUAAUCGACCAGGGUUAUACUGCACCGCAUGCUGUUGUGUUCCAAGCAGUUGCUGGAGCAUCGUCAAGUAUGUUGGUAGGCAGCGAUGAUGAUGUCAUUGAAGCUCCAGAAAAAGAAGAUGAUGAAAGCAGUAGCAAAGUUCGUGAUUUCUUAAAGUCAUCAGAAUUCUUUAUUUUUUGUUUUUUGAGCAGAGCCGAACGCUGCCUGAUGUUUGAAGGUUGUCGUGAGCUUGUGUCCGUUCUAGAAGGUCAUUACCCCAAACUUGUAAAGGAUGUUCGAGAAUUUGUAAAUGAAUUGCAAAGGAUAAACUUGCUCAAUGAAGAGAGGUGGACUUUUGUUCUUGCAAAUCUGGACCAUGAAAUGGAAAAACGAUUGGAGCAGAUACGUGCGGAAAGUGAGAAGACGGUCAAUGCAACACAUCUGGACGAUAAAACACGCUUGGAAAUUAUUGCUGAGAAGUCACGCCUGAUCACUUCCUCUGUCAGUUAUUUGAUCCCGAAUUCACUAUUAUCUCCUAACUUUUUCGUUUAUCGCAUUCUGGACGAUCUUUACGAGCGUACCUGUUUACGGGAACCAACAACUCAGAAUGAGCGCGCUUUCGUGCAGGCCUAUGGUGAGAAGCUCCAGGCAAUGUUCGAGCAAUCGCGCGCGAAUAGGAAAAGCGCAGAAAAGUCGUGGGCUCCAUUUAAACAUAUGCUCGGUAUUCUGCUGCAGAAGAACUCACGUCGUGGUGGUCACGCUUUGCAGAUGCCUGAGAUAUCACCGGUCUUGAGCGAGCUAUCAAAAAGCAGCAUCCCUAUUCCUGGACAGGAAAACAUCGAGUUCAGCGAAAUUGUCACCAUUGAUCGCGUUCUCAAGAACGCUCUAGUACUUCCCACCAAGACAAGACCAAAGAAGAUCGCAUUUGUUGGUAGAACCCGGUCAGGCCUUAUUCAAUGGGUGGGAGGUGCAACGCCCAUGUUCCACAUCUAUAGGAAGUGGCAGCUUAGACAGGCGCAAAUCAAACACUCUAUGGAACGUAAGAGUGGUGUACCUGCUACUACUGCUGCUCUUGAUAUAGAUAGACCAACUGAUCUUUUCCAAAAGAAGAUGCGCGGAGUUUUCACAGAACACAAUGUGGAAGCAGCAACUAUCGCUGAUAGAUCAAAAUGGCCACACAAUCUUCUACGAGAAGUGUUCAACUCAUUGCUAAAGGAAACUCCAAAAGAUCUAAUAAGCAGAGAGCUGUGGAUGCGAGCUGGAAGCUGUGACACGUGGUGGCGUGUAGUUUGCCGGUAUGCACGAUCGACUGCGGUGAUGUCGAUGAUUGGAGCCAUUCUUGGAUUGGGGGAUCGUCAUUUGGACAAUGUUCUAGUGAAUCUGGAUCGCGGCGAUAUCGUGCACAUCGACUAUAAUAUCUGCUUUGACAAGGGCCGUCACCUAAGAGUACCAGAGACAGUUCCAUUCCGUCUGACACAAAAUAUUCUCCAUGCAUUGGGACCGACUCAAGUGGAGGGCGUUUUUCGUGAAUCGUGCUCACAUGUACUGUCGACUUUACGAGAGGGAAGAGAAGUGCUACUGACAGUACUCGAUGCCUUUGUAUACGAUCCUCUAGUCGACUGGACAGUAUCCGACCAUUUGACAGCCUCAUCUGCUGCUGUUGGCGUUGCUGUCACUUUGGCAGUUUAU